Molecule: messenger RNA, 213 nt
Organism: Schistosoma mattheei
Lineage: Eukaryota; Metazoa; Platyhelminthes; Trematoda; Strigeidida; Schistosomatidae
Source: the annotation of a GenBank genome assembly
AUGGUGUCGACACCAGCAUCUGCAAACAUUGCAUCAGACGAAGUGAAUGAAGUGACAGAUAUGGUGACAGAUGAUGGAGAGGAUUCAAAAUCAAAUGAUAGUGAUGGAAAUUUCGUCAUUAAUCUCAUGCUGACUGUAAUAGUGCAUUUGAAAAACCUAUUUGGAUUUGGUGAGGAAUCGACGCCAAGUUAUAAUACAACUAUGGGUGUAUAA